GUGUGACAGGCAGGAGCUUAAAUACCAGCCCAUGAGGAAGCUGAGCUGAUCUUAAUGAUAGGGCAGCCGCCCGCGACACAGCACAGAGGUAGUCGGAGGAGGUGGAGGAGCAGAAGCCCCAAGAACUCACAGGUGGUCCUGAGGAGUAAUUAAAUAGCUGUGAAGGAGAAAAUAUACCUCUGAGUUUUUACCUGUGAUCACAGUAGCACUGAGAGGCAGUCUGGGAGCAAGGAGGAAAAGAUUGGUUCCUCACACCAAGAGACAUCAAAGUUGAAAGUUUCAGGUUUUUUGUUUUUUCUUUUUUUUUUCUUUUUUCCCCUCCUCUGUUUCAUUUUUCCCACGGUGUGUCACUACAAUGACCAGAAAGCCUGUCGUGGCCACCAUCCCCAAUGGAGGUUACCUGCAGGGGACUGUUAAAGGGAGUCUGCCUUCCCCGGGGGGCAAGGAGCCCCCUGGGCAGGAGACAGUGAUGCUGAAGAAGAAAAUCACUUUGCUGAGGGGCAUCUCCUUCAUCAUUGGCACCAUCAUUGGAUCGGGAAUCUUCAUCUCUCCUAAGGGUGUGCUCCAGAACACGGGCAGUGUGGGCUUGUCUCUGAUUGUCUGGACCGCCUGCGGGGUCCUGUCACUGUUUGGAGCCAUGUCCUAUGCUGAAUUGGGAACAAGUAUAAAAAAAUCUGGUGGUCAUUACACAUACAUUCUGGAAAUCUAUGGCCCAUUACCAGCUUUUGUACGAGUUUGGGUGGAACUGCUCAUAAUCCGCCCUGCAGGCACUGCUGUGAUAUCUCUGGCAUUUGGACACUACUUCCUGGAACCAUUUUUUAUUCAUUGUGAAAUUCCUAAACUUGCAAUCCAGCUCAUUACAGCUGUGGGCUUAACUGCAGUGAUGGUCCUAAAUAGCACGAGUGUCAGCUGGAGUGCCCGGAUCCAGAUUUUUCUAACCUUUUGCAAGCUCAUAGCAAUUCUGAUAAUUGUAGUCCCUGGAGUUAUGCAGCUAAUUAAAGGGCAAACGCAACACUUUAAAGAUGCCUUUUCAGGAAGCGACGCCAGUAUCAUGGGCUUGCCACUGGCUUUCUAUUAUGGAAUGUAUGCAUAUGCUGGCUGGUUUUAUCUCAACUUUGUAACUGAAGAAGUAGAAAAUCCUGAAAGAAACAUCCCCCUUGCCAUAGGUAUAUCCAUGGCCAUCGUCACCAUCGGCUAUGUGCUAAUGAACGUGGCCUACUUUACGACCAUUAGUGCUGAAGAGCUCUUGCUUUCAAAUGCAGUGGCAGUGACCUUUGCUGAGAGGCUCCUGGGAAAUUUCUCAUUAGCAGUUCCCAUCUGCGUCGCCCUCACCUGCUUUGGCUCCAUGAAUGGGGGUGUAUUUGCUGCCUCCAGGUUAUUCUAUGUUGCGUCUCGAGAGGGUCACCUUCCAGAAAUCCUCUCCAUGAUUCAUGUCCGCAAGCACACUCCUCUGCCAGCUGUUUUUGUUUUGUAUCCUCUGACGAUGGUGAUGCUCUUCUCUGGGGACCUCUACAGUCUUUUGAAUUUCCUCAGUUUUGCCAGGUGGUUUUUUAUUGGGCUAGCGGUUGCUGGGCUGAUUUAUCUUCGAUACAAACGCCCAGAUAUGCAUCGUCCUUUCAAGGUGCCGCUGUUUAUCCCAGCUUUGUUUUCCUUCACGUGCUUCUUCAUGGUUGCCCUCUCCCUCUAUUCAGACCCCUUUAGUACGGGGAUUGGCUUCAUCCUCACACUGACUGGAGUCCCCGCAUACUAUCUCUUUGUUAUCUGGGACAAGAAGCCCAAGUGGUUUAGAAGACUGUCAGGAAAGAGAGGAGCCGUUUGCUUCCCGGAGCCCAUCAGCAAGCUGUCCUUCCUGUUUUAUCAGUAAGCAAAGCCGAGAGCAAAUAACAGAUGGAACUGUCCCUUGGUGGCGGCCCAGAACACUCAUGAAAUAUAGCACAAUCUUGCUCCGGCGUGCUACGUUUUUAACAGUGGAAGAUCAGAAGCAGGCGAGGUGUGGGCUAGGAUGAAUGCCUGCCGCCGAUGAAACAUCCCUUUCUUCUCGCAAGAUUCCUGUAGCAGAUUGGACUUUGGCAGUCGAUCUUAGUGGCUUGAUAGAGUGUCAUUACAGAAUGCAUCUGGAACAUUCUGUGGAAAAGGAACAAACCUCAGAAGAUUAAGAUGCAUCUAAGGCCUGGUCUGUACUCUUAAUGGGCGGUUAAAUUCCAGUUCCUUUACAUAGCCAUGAAAGACACCGCAAAGCCAAAGAUGAAGCUUCCCAGACGCUGAAAUGGGGUCCUUGUUUACCAUCUGUCACUAUCAUUUCAUCCUCUCGCAGUAUUUUGUUCUGCUUCCUAUAACUAGGUAUUUGUGAGUUUUGUGUGUGUGGGUGUGUGGCUAAAAUCUUCUGCAUCUGCUGUUUGUAUAAUCACACUGAAGGCUGUUACUAGGGCUGGCGAAGCUGGGUUUAGUAUAUACUUUUUUUUCCUAAUGGAAAGAUCUAUCAGCCCAACUUCAGUGACUAUGAUGGAGCAGCUUUUUAGGCACUCAGAUAGGAAGUGGUCCUCAGUUCCACCAAUCGAUCCUCUAGUCACACCUAGUUCGCUGUGACUUUUCAUGGUAGCUUUUCUAAAGCUUUCCCACUCACCCAGGGCCCUGACCCUGCCUCAUGCCUUCAACAUUAAACAUGGCCUUUAUCUCCAAGUCAUGUAAAAAGAACAAGGCUGUCUGAGAGAACUCCUUUAAUAAACAACUGCCACCUGCCCCCUCCAGCUCCCAAUUCACUGCCUUCAUUCAUUCUCCUCUUUCCUCCGAUUUUAGGGAGAAAGUGACCUGCCUCCUUUACAAAGUUAACGCAAACACGUGUGUUGUUAAUGUUACCCUAUCCAGUACAUUUUUCCAUUAUUUCAUCAAUUACUGAAAUAUCCAGCCCCUCCCCUUCAAUGCAUCCUCUGACGUACUUAUAUUUACCCCUUAAAAAGGAAAAGCAACAGCAUCACUUCCAAAAGUGCUGUGCCCAUCGAACUGCUCUCUGCUAUUCCUACAAAGAUUCCUGCCACCUUUCCUCCUCAUUUCCUCUUCUGUCUCUCCCCGCCCCCCACCCUCUCUCUUUUGUUAAUCCUCACCCAAGGACAUAUUUACAUUGAUUUUUAGAGGGAAUAGAGAGGGAGAGACAGAGAGAAAGAAACAUCAAUUGGUUCCCUCCCGAGUAGGCCACAACAGAUGCAUAUGCCCUUGACCGGAAUUGAACACAUGAUCCUUCAGUCCGCAGUCCUACACUUUAUCCACUGAGUCAAACCAGCUAGGGCCAUUUCCUCUUCUCUUUAUUUCCAUCUCAUUUCCUGCUUCCCCGUUCUUUGAAACUGAGCUCUGAGAGUGCACCAUUCCUACUUAGUGAGUACAAUGGUCAGAGUUACAGACUAUUCAGCAUCUGAGCACUCUUUCUGCUAGCAGUCAAUCCUCAGGUUUCCACAUUAGCAGGAGGCAGGAGUUCACGUGCAAGGAUGAAGAGGUCAGAUGUCCCAUCUUUCUACACCAGGCGGCAGGGCCAGGCAUGAGCCUUAGCAGUCAGCUGUCCUACCUGGGCACAGAGGAGAAAUUAUUCACAGGGGACAGCGGUGAUGGUAGCUAAUGCAUCCUGGGUGUCCCACACUAGAUGUUUUCUCUGCACUGUUACCAGUUGACUAAUUGCUUUUGGUUCCUUCCUACUUUCCGAGUCUGAUUUUCCAAGUUUCACAUAAUUCUGUGAGCUGACCAAUAUUCUUGCCAUAUGUGUCUUUCAUCCCUUAAUUAAAAUACAUUUGGUUUAUGUUC
Myotis lucifugus (little brown bat) is the source of this 3789-nucleotide messenger RNA. RefSeq names its product solute carrier family 7 member 11 (gene SLC7A11). The coding region runs from base 356 to 1864 and encodes 502 amino acids. Gene Ontology annotation, cellular component: membrane. Gene Ontology annotation, biological process: amino acid transmembrane transport. The record is from RefSeq and is a predicted model, not a curated record. The transcript is spliced from 12 exons. Gene Ontology annotation, molecular function: L-amino acid transmembrane transporter activity. NCBI's taxonomy places the organism in Eukaryota, Metazoa, Chordata, Mammalia, Chiroptera, Vespertilionidae.